GAAAUGCUCGCUGACUGAAUUCGGUUGUGACAAAUAACUAUUGCCAAAAUCAAACUAUCAAUUGUUCCAAAGAAUGCACAGUGUGUUUUGCCUAUGCAUAUGGCUAUUUAUGUGCGCUAUCAUAACGUUCGGAGACGAGUCGAUUGAGCCGCGGAUUAUUAAUGGCAGCAUUGCGAAAGUGGCCGAGACAAAGCACCUAGUCUCCAUACGUCUGAGGAAGAAUGAUAAGAACUUCGGAACCGGCCACAUUUGCGGUGGCUCCCUAAUUGGCAACAACAAGGUACUCACCGCCGCCCACUGCCUCUACAACACCUCAAAGAAGAGAUACCGCAAGGCCAAUGAGUUUGUGGUGGUCAUGGGCACCCUCAAUCGCUACGAACGCACCAAGAACACCAUCGUCUCGGAUGUGAGCUCCAUUGCCUAUAUGAACACCUUUGGAACGGAUAGCAUGCGUGACGAUGUUGGGGUUAUGUUUCUGCGCACCGGUCUGCCACCAAAUAGCACACAUCCGACUGUGGCGCCCAUCGAGAUGGCCACGCAGGUGACACCAGUCGGCGCCACAUGCCAGGUGUCUGGCUGGGGUCGCACCGAAGAGAACACUCUGUCGAAUGUGCUGCUAUCGGCGAAUGUGAGCCUGAUCCGUUGGAGGACCUGCCGCAGCAUUUAUGGCAGUGGUCUGCUUGAUGGCAUGAUCUGUGCGGGACGAUUGCGUGGCGGCACCGAUUCCUGUCAGGGCGACUCUGGGGGUCCGUUGGUGUAUGCGGAUCGCGUCAUUGGUGUCGUCUCCUGGGGCUAUGGUUGUGCGGAGCCGGGUCUGCCCGGUGUUUAUGCGGACGUACAGUAUUAUCAUCAGUGGAUUGAGGAGCGUAGCGCCGGCUUCUCAGCGCUCCAGCUGCAGCAACGGUGGCUCUGGCUCUGGCUGGGCUUGGGUUCGAUACUCUGGGCCACGUUGGCCUUCUAAUUGAUGUGUUACUAGCUAAGCUGAAUUAAUUUUUUUUCUUCUUUUUAUGCAACUUUUAUAUUUUAAACAUGGACCUGCUGUUCUACUCGAUGAACUAAGCAGAAUUAAACCAAAACAUAAAAAAAAA
Drosophila grimshawi is the source of this 1088-nucleotide messenger RNA. Its product is annotated as trypsin eta. The transcript is spliced from 5 exons. Lineage: Eukaryota; Metazoa; Arthropoda; Insecta; Diptera; Drosophilidae. Gene Ontology annotation, biological process: proteolysis. Gene Ontology annotation, molecular function: serine-type endopeptidase activity. Bases 74 to 961 code for a protein of 295 amino acids. The record is from RefSeq and is a predicted model, not a curated record.